ACGGCACCACCUUCAAAAGCGGCGGCUCCACCUCAUCCUUCACCUACCCCUCGCAGCCCCCAAGAAAGAAGAAGAGAGAAGAGCGACAGCGAAUAAUCCGGUACGAAGAGAUGGCGUCUUCUAUGGUGAGCACGGUGGGAGCUCGCUUCUCGUACGCCCCUACCGCGGAAGGGCUAAAAACAGAGGCGGAUGCAGGCGGUCUCUCUUCCGCGCCGCGCCGUCGCGGUCAGGGCUGAGGGGGGCGUCAACCCGGAGAUCCGAAAGGCGGAGGAGAAGGUCGUGGACUCCGUCGUCGUCGCUGAGCUCUCCAAACCCGUCACCGCCUACUGCCGGUGUUGGAGGUCGGGGACGUUCCCGCUGUGCGACGGGAGCCAUAUGAAGCACAACAAGGCUACGGGUGACAACGUGGGGCCUUUGCUGCUCAAGAAGUGAAGUGAAAUUUGGACUCCAAUUCCACCUCUUAUUUUCUUUAAUAAUUUGUUCCUGUUAUGAGUUCUUGGAUAUUGCUCGUCUCCUGAUGAAUGGAGCCCAUAUAAUUAAUUAUAUGUACGCAUGAUCUCGGUAUGUUGGAAAUGAUCCUUUGAGAAGAGCGCAACUUCCACUCUCAGGUUGAUCAUGUUUUCAUUUUAUUACUUGAUGGGUGUUCUUUGCCU
Phoenix dactylifera (date palm) is the source of this 653-nucleotide messenger RNA. RefSeq names its product 2 iron, 2 sulfur cluster binding protein (gene NEET). Gene Ontology annotation, biological process: regulation of autophagy. NCBI's taxonomy places the organism in Eukaryota, Viridiplantae, Streptophyta, Magnoliopsida, Arecales, Arecaceae. The record is from RefSeq and is a predicted model, not a curated record. Gene Ontology annotation, cellular component: intracellular membrane-bounded organelle; mitochondrial outer membrane. Gene Ontology annotation, molecular function: 2 iron, 2 sulfur cluster binding.